This is a messenger RNA of Myxocyprinus asiaticus (Chinese sucker), 935 nucleotides long. Its product is annotated as protein dpy-30 homolog. The record is from RefSeq and is a predicted model, not a curated record. The transcript has 5 exons. NCBI's taxonomy places the organism in Eukaryota, Metazoa, Chordata, Actinopteri, Cypriniformes, Catostomidae. Gene Ontology annotation, cellular component: Set1C/COMPASS complex. Bases 371 to 694 code for a protein of 107 amino acids.
UCAUGGUGUUUUUGUCUUACUGGAAACAUUUUUACAAUAUAAAGUCAUAUGUUUCGUUUAUUUUUUUUUUUUAUACAGGUCCAUUUAAGAAAUGCUACAUGACUGUACUGUGCUCUCAUGCUUAGGUAUGCUCUUAGGAAUUCUAAGUAUUGUACUUUUAUACUUCCGACAACUUCGUCAUUUUGCCCAGAUUAGAAGGUUACUAAGGAGAUAAACCUGCUAUGAUACUGGGCUGAUCAACACGCAGUUCAGUAGAAUUAUUAUCAGCAUCAGGCCUAUUUGAGACAACUCACUGUUCAUGCGAAUAUGAUUCUAGCGCGGCUCUUUUGCGCAUGCGCUACGUCAACUGCGUAGAAACCAACAACAAACUAUGGCAGAUGAGCACACUGAUGCUGAGCAGAGCAUGGAAGGACACACUCCUAUCUCAGAAAAUCCUCAUGCAGAAUACGGCCUCACUGAAAACAUUCAGAGAAUAGUUGAAAAUGAGAAAACGACUGCAGAGAAAGUCAGCAAACAGAAGGUGGACCCCCAGACCCUGCAGACCCUCCCGACACGAGCGUAUCUGGACCAGACUGUGGUUCCGAUCCUCCUGCAGGGCUUGUCGGUUCUUGCCAAGGAAAGGCCUCCAAAUCCCAUAGAGUUUUUAGCGGCAUUCUUACUGAAGAACAAGUCUCAGUUUGAGGAGCGGAAUUAAAGACACAGCGUGGAAAAACUGCAGCGGAACACUUGUAGAGUUUUGUUUUGUUUUGUUGUUGUGAAUUUAAAUUUAAUGGUGUCACACUCUUCACAUUGCUUGUUUGCCAAUGUUAACUGUAGUUUUUUAAGCUCAAAUAAACAUGUUCAAGCAGAGAUGUAUGUUUUAAUGGGUAAUUAACAGAUUGUUUGCAAGUUAAAACUUAAAAAAAAAAAAAAAAAAAAAAUCACAAACUUCAAUC